This is a messenger RNA of Trichobilharzia regenti, 1469 nucleotides long. NCBI's taxonomy places the organism in Eukaryota, Metazoa, Platyhelminthes, Trematoda, Strigeidida, Schistosomatidae. The record is from the annotation of a GenBank genome assembly.
UGGCUGACACACCUCUGUCGAGAAUCAAAUACAAUGCUGAUAGGGAUAAAAAACGUAAAACACAACCCGAACCUCGUAGCCACCUUUCCAAAAUCUAAACCUUCGCACCACUAUAAAGCAAAAGAGUGAUACACUUAACUAUAGGAUAUCGAAUAGUAGUGACGUAAAUCUCAACAAUCCGAGUCAGUUUAGCUUGCUUGGUAGGCCACCUCCACCUAUUUACAUGCCCAUACUCAGCGGGACUGACCAUCCAGCGAUCAGCACUUUUGCUGAAACGACAUUACCAUUUUUUAUUCAGGUUCACAACAUGACCUCAAACAUACUACAAAUGCUCACCAUUCUCCACAGGUUUCGUCCUCCAAUAUAGAUAUGAAAGCUCAUACAGCAAUACCUAAUUACUGCCUAGAGCUCACCUCACAUGACUCAGACAAUUCUCUUCUUCGUCAAAAACCCUCUAUAUCCUUUUCUUCUGAUAGCCAAUCUUCUUUACGUCCGAACUUACUUGAACACGGAAAUAUAACUGACUCUUUUUGCACUUCUAGCUUUCCUAGGGCAUCUACAGACAUAGAUAUUUCAUUGUCGUCUGAGGACACUAUGAUUGAAUCUCAUCACAAGCUACUUCAAGACAUGGCUAAAAUCUUAAGAUAUGACUCGUCUAAUCCUAACAUAGUCCUUAUUAAUGCCAGGUCAGCUGUAAAAAAAAUGGCAUACAUCCAAUUCCUACUACUGAUUAGACAACCUACAGCACUAAUGAUCACUGAAGCUUGGUGCACAAGUGAAAUAAAUGAUGAUUUCUUUCACUGCGAAGGCUACUCAUUUUUCAGGAAGAACAGAUCAGUCGGGCGGGGUGGAGGAUGCAUUAUCUAUGUUAAAUCUGACUGCAGAGCUGUGCACUAUGGUGACCCCAACCUGGAUAUAUGCGAUACAUUAUGGGUGACACUCUACAUAAAUAAACAGCAAACCCUACUAUUAGGUUUCAUGGGAGCCCAUCAGUGCUCCUCCCCGCUACAGCAAAUUCUUAGAUGCAGUUGAUUAUGUGGGUGGACACAAAGUAUUCUAAGGCCCACCCGAAACCAAAAUAUACUGGACUUGGUUUUCUUGAAAGACAUCGCCUUAUCUACCAUAGACAUCAGCCGACCAUUCCCUGGUAGUGACCACAACACAGUAAUCUGCGCCCUUGAUACCAAGCUCCACUCAUCAAAACGCUCUACCCUGCGCAAGACAUUCAUGUGCUUCGGAAAAGCUAGGUGGGACGUAUCUAACUCCUUCAUUAGAAGCUUAGACUGGGAUCUUUUCUUUUCUAAUAGCAACCUAGACACUAUCCUACUAGCCUUUUACCAGAAUGUAUCUAUUUGCUUUGAUAAUCUUGUUCCUAAAUGUAAAGAAAACCCAAGAGAAAACAUAAAGAAUUUCAUUCCUAUAAAAGUAAAGGCUAAGCUGCGAAAGCUGUACCGACAGUACCACAGAGA